Messenger RNA from Durusdinium trenchii, 1731 nucleotides. NCBI's taxonomy places the organism in Eukaryota, Dinophyceae, Suessiales, Symbiodiniaceae. The record is from the annotation of a GenBank genome assembly.
CCGGAACCCGCGUCCUUGUUUUCCAGUGGGAAAGCGCCGGAAACGCCGGCAAGCACCGCCCCCAUGUGGCCUGGCGCAUGCGGCGCACACGGCGCAUGGUGGCUGCUGGCCGUCCGCCUCGCGCGUCCGGCGAGGGGGGAGAUGGAGCUGAGCCUUGCGGAGGCCAUGCCGGGGCCAGUGUUGCCGCCCUGCGAGAACGGGGAGAUCCCCUUGGAGGAGGAGUGUCCCGGCACCUUCUGGCGCGCCUACGCCGCGCGGCUCUUCGCCGCCCGCGCGGCGCUCUUCGUGUCUCCCGCGGUGGCGGUGGAGGCGCUGGGCGAGCUGCUCCUGGAAGCCACCACGCCCUUCUCAGGGGCCUUUGCGUGCCCGGGCGCCAUCGUCAGCAGCUUCUUUGCCUUGGCGCGCCUCCUAGCGCUGCAGCGGCGAUGGCGACGGAGCCUGGCGAUGCUUCACUUAGGCUUUAUCUUCGUGCGGGACCGUGGCUUCAGUGAAUGUUCGACCUGGCCAGCCCAGGGCUGGGACGUCAUGUUGGCCGGGCAAGCGCUGACCGAGCGAGUGCGCCUGUUGGACGACGAGUCCGUUCUCUCCACCGUGAGCCGUGGCUUUCGGAUUGACGGUCUGCGAGUGGCGGUGGUGACGAUCUGUGCAUAUGCGGAGGACGCACCCGUGCGGGUCCUUUGCCAUCAAAACCGGCAGCUGUACAAGAUGCUUCAUGGCUACGAUGUGCACUUUUUCACCGAUGCAUCGCAGAUCGAUGUCAACAUUGAUUCGCAGAUGGAUGUGAAAGAUGGUGUCCACAAGCCCUUCUUCUGGAAAGUCAAUGCGGUCAAGAAUGUUUUGGACACGGGGAAGUACGAUUGGGCUCUUUGGAUGGAUUGCGAUGCCUUCUUCAUGGAUCCAGGGCGCACCAUUGAUUCGGUGAUCCACAUGUAUAGUGCCAACCGAAGCAUCGCCUCCCGCCUGCCGGUGGGUCCGGGCGUCCCGGACCAGGACGUGGCUUCCGGCUGGCACGAGCUGGCUGAAGGAGAGGCCUCGCUGAUUCUGGCCGUGGACUCCACAGGCAUCAACAACGGCGUGUGGCUCCUGAAGAACAGCAAUUGGUCCCAUCGCUUCUUGGAGCGUUGGUGGCGCUCGGAUAUCCUCUCUGGCCCGGGAAAGGAGCACAACUGCAGCGAUCAGUCCACCAUGCUCCAUGCGUUGCUCUACGAGCGAGCCAUCCAGCUGAACCAGACCUGGGACUCCUUUGAGUUGCCGAUCUAUCCGCCGGAAGUCCGCGUGGCACGGCAGGAACACCUGCAAUCCUUUCAUGCAGCCACCGCGCAGACGGCCCUGUCACGUGCAUGGCAGGACGGCGAUUUCAUCAAGCACCAUCCUGGCUGCCACUACUACAAGGUGCCAUGCCAGCAGCUCUACCAGGAAGCGCAGGAGAUCUUUUGGAACAAAGUGGUCCUGUCUCAGACGCUCGCGGCCGGUGGAGUGGGUGACGCGUCCGGUGAACAGGGCGAGGCAAAAAAGGGCGACAUCAAGAAGAACGGCAUGGGUGCUUUGGAGAAGCUCCUCGGCUCUCAGCCUUUGUGGGCGAUCAGCGGCGAUCAGGGUCAGGCAACACAACGGUCCCCGGACAUCCAUGGUUUUACACGCUGGAGCACUGCAUUGAGGUACUGGAAAGAUGAGAAGCUCAUGGCUAAGAUCUCCAAGGCGCCGAACCCAACACCCAGCGGAGCGACGUGA